AUGUAUAUAGUUUUUGGGAUUGUGUACACACUGUUUGGUUAUAGGUGUUUCAAAGCGAGUAUGUUUUUAACAGGUUUUACCUUUGGCUCUGCCAUUGUGUACCUUAUUUGUUUGCAAGAAUAUUUAAUGCCUCCAUAUGGAAAUGUUGGUGUUGCAUUGUGUGCUGGCUUGCUUUUUGGACUUAUUACAAUGUUGAUUCAAUAUGUAGGCCUUUUUAUGACUGGAUUCCACACUGGACUUUUGUUAGCCAUCGCUGGUUUAGCAAUAUAUGACCAUUUCUUAGAUAGCAGACCUGUUUCGUACUGGAUAUGCGUGGUGGCGUUACUUGGGUCUGGAAUAUUCUUUGCUGUCAUCAACUUGUAUUGGAAGAAAGUGCUAACUAUAUUUGGCACGAGCGUGUACGGCGGCGCUGUGAUUGCGACUACUCUUGACUACUUCUUCGAGAGAUUGAUGAUGUUGAAAUGGCUCUGGGAGCGCGCCAAGCUGGAGCCAGCAGUGCCCCCACCGUGCCGCCUAUCCUGGCUCACCCUCGCCGCCUGGCCCGCGGCGGCCAUAGUCGGGCUGACUGCGCAAUUCGCACUCUCUGCGACCGGCAUCUACCACGAACAGAGUAUAAGCGCACAGAAGCGUCGGCUGAAAGCGCAACAGGCGCGGCCGGUGACGCGCGAGCAGCGAGCCGAGAUGAAGCAGCGCAAGUACAGAUACCUGUACCAAGUGCGCACCGCCCACGGUGACGUCAUCUCGCAGUCGUACGUGCAGGCGUUGCAGAAGAAGGCGCAGUGCGCCAACUGGACCGGCGCCGGCAGUGGCAGCGGCGGCGGCGAGUGCAGCACCCUGCAGAGCGACUCCACCCACCUGACCGUUCUCGCCGGCUCCGAGCACGCCCCGCCCACCGACUCCGACGACGAGCUGAACCAGAUACGGGCGGUGCAA
Molecule: messenger RNA, 933 nt
Organism: Iphiclides podalirius (scarce swallowtail)
Lineage: Eukaryota; Metazoa; Arthropoda; Insecta; Lepidoptera; Papilionidae
Source: the annotation of a GenBank genome assembly